Messenger RNA from Bombyx mandarina (wild silkworm), 1969 nucleotides. RefSeq lists its product as uncharacterized. Gene Ontology annotation, cellular component: nucleus. Gene Ontology annotation, molecular function: protein binding. NCBI's taxonomy places the organism in Eukaryota, Metazoa, Arthropoda, Insecta, Lepidoptera, Bombycidae. Gene Ontology annotation, biological process: regulation of transcription by RNA polymerase II. The record is from RefSeq and is a predicted model, not a curated record.
UUUUAUUGAGUUUGAUGUCGAUUUGUGUUUUUCUAUUAUUUCUUUUACAAAAUUAUACCAAACUCGAUGUGAAACUAGUGUAAGAAUAUGGCAAAUCAAGAAAUAAGUCUGAAAUGGAACGGUUAUCAGAGUAACAUAUUGACAAAUGUGAAAGAACUUUAUAGAGAUGAAGGGCUAUCCGAUGUUACUUUGGUUUCGGAUGGGCAGUGUUUUAAAGCUCAUAAAGUGAUACUAUCAGCAAACAGUUCCGUUUUCAAAUCAAUAUUUCAACAAAACCCCCACAAAGAUCCAAUUAUAGUGUUACAUGAUAUCAACACAGCCUCAUUAAAGACUUUGUUGACGUUUAUGUACAAUGGCGAAGUUAACGUGACUGAAGAAUUCCUUCCUAUUUUAUUGAAGACUGCUGAAAUAUUGAGGGUAUGUGGUCUGUCCACUGGGAGUGAAGCUGCCACCAAAGAUGAUGAGAAAUCGGCUGGACCAGUACAACCAAAAAAACGCAAGAAAAGUGAACAUGAAGAUAAUAAUAAUAAAUGCAAGAAAAUUUCUACAAAAGUCGAGACUCCGCCUAAUACAAGUAUUACAAUAGAUGCAUCAAACACUUCUAAUGUUGUCUUAAAAGUGGAACCAAUUGAUUCACCCCUCACCGAUUAUUCUGGAGAUAAUACUAAUGACACCGACAUUGCUUUACUUGAAGAGACAGAGAAAAAAUAUUGUAUCAAUAGUGAAAUAUCAACAAAAUCAGUUUGUACGACAGGACCUAAUAAUCGUAACAUUAAAAAAUGGAUAAGUGAAGUUAGCAGUACGCAACCCAGCUUGAAUUCUAAUGACAAAAACACAGUUAGCACUGAAGAUGACAAAGAUAGUUUGGAGAUUGAUAAAGAAGUUGAAACCGUUCUCCAAAGUGGAACAAUAGUAGAAUCAUUAAGCAUUACGACUGAGAAUUUGAAUGUGGUUUCUAGUGAGGCUCAAAAUUGUAAAGAUAAAAGUAAUACCUGUUAUGCGAAUCCUUCAUUUCCUUGUCCGUUUUGUCCACGAGUCUACAACAGUUGGGGGUAUCGAAGGAGACAUGUCAAAUCUAGGCAUCUCACUAACAAAUUGUCAUGUAAAUGGUGCGUGUCGGUACUGGCGUCGACCGGCGCGUGGUACUCGCACGCGACCAGAGCACACGGCGUCCCUCACGAGGAGGCGCGGAACUCGCUGGUGGUGAUGGUGGAAGCCCACGCCGUGCUCACCAUGAACGAGCCCAGCGUGACGCAGCUGCUGGGUCAGGUCAGCAUGGACGGCAGCGUCACCGACAAAAGCACAUAGGGUACGUCAUAUACAGCGUGUUCUUAUAUCUACGAUUUUGUCAUCUGUUGAUUUUUUUAUCAACAAGUUUUUUAGUUUAGAUCUUGGAGGUAACGUUUUGACAUUAAAAACACAAAAUCCAUCCGUUCAUUUUAACUAUUUUGCUCAUUGUAAUAAUAAUAGUAAUUCUCUUAACCGUAAAGAUUUUAAUGUACGCUUCUAAUUAUUAUUAACAAAAAAAUACUAUUUCGUAAUAUUGACAGUGAUAUUAUCUGGUCUUAUAAUUUAAUAUUAUAAUCUUAAGGUUCACUUUGGCAUUUAAGUGAGCACGGCUUAGAUGUAAAUUAAAUAUGACAGGAUAUAAUUUAGAUUUGUGUCAUAUAAGGGCACUAUGGCGAAUGUUAUAAAAACUAUGGAAGCUGAUACUGUACUUUGAUUUAAAGCUCUAUUUAUAAGAUGUUUAGCAUAUUUCCAGUGUAGUAUUUCACAAACCGUGAGUAGUAGCUUGGGCCAAAGAUGCCAUAAAUGAUGACAUGUGCCAUAGGAAUGUCACGAACACAGAUUCAAUGGUUUUCAAUAGCCUUAAAAUUAAUUGUGUGUUUUAAAUGCUUGUGAUCUCAUCGAAAAUAAGAGAUUAUGAAAGAAAAAAGUGUAUUGUGUUGUUUGUACUUUUAUAAUCAAA